Molecule: messenger RNA, 1191 nt
Organism: Dichotomopilus funicola
Lineage: Eukaryota; Fungi; Ascomycota; Sordariomycetes; Sordariales; Chaetomiaceae
Product: chaperonin 10-like protein
Exons: 2
Coding region: 1-1191 (396 amino acids)
Molecular function (GO): oxidoreductase activity, acting on NAD(P)H
Source: RefSeq, a predicted model, not a curated record
AUGUCCCCCCAACUCUUCCCCUCCAUCCCCCCCACCCACGCCGCCAUAACCAUCCUCCAACCCAACGCCCCCCUCCAACUCACCACCUUCCCCACCAUCCCCCCUUCCCCCGGCGAAGCCCUCAUCCGCGUCACCCACACCGCCUCCACCCCCCUCGACAUGCACCGCGCCAUCGGCGGCGUCCUCCUCGAAAACCACCUCCAGGCUCGCCGCCCUUUCAUCAUGGGCACCACGUUCGGGGGUAUCGUCGCCGCUUUGGGGGGUGACGCCACCGACGGCUCGAAGGCCCAUCUUAAGAUCGGGGAUGCCGUCUUUGGGUUCGUGCUAGAUGGAGAUGAUGCAACCGCAGGCCACCAAGAAUACGCGACCAUCCCCCUCUGGCGCAUCUCCCGCGUCCCAGAUAACCUCCCCGGCGGGCUCUCCGCCGCAGUCACCGUUCCCUGUAACCUAGUCACAGCCUUCCACACCAUCCAAGCCGAUCUGGGUCUCGACCUGCCGUGGCCUAUCCCGGCGGGACCGCCGAAGGAGGCUGAGGCCCUGGUGCUGGUGUGGGGUGCCGCGAGUAGUGUGGGGUUGUUUGUGGUGCAGGUGUUGAGGCAUUGGGGGUAUGGGAAUGUGUUGGCUGUGGCGGCGGGGAAACAUCAUGGGAUGUUGGAGGGGUUUGGGGCGAGGGCGUGUUUUGAUUACCGGGAGGAGGGGGUGGUGGAGAGGAUUGAGAAGUAUGUGGCCGCAGAGGGGGGUGAGGGAGGACGGGGAGGACGGCCGCGGGUGCCGUAUAUUGUGGAUUGUAUUGGGUCGUUGGAGGGGACGUUGAGGCCGUUGGUCAAGAUUGCGGAGCCGGGGAGUAAGGUGGCGGUUAUGAUGCCGGUGAUUAAUGUGCAUGCGGAGGUGGACGGGCAGGAACCGGAGUAUUCGAUGGAUGUGAAUACGGUGUUUCCGGGCGAGUGGAGGGAGGGGGUCGAGUUGAAGGGGGUGAGGACGUUUUUCUAUGAGAAGAACCAGUUCUUCAAGAACCACCUCCAGCCAACCAUCAUCCCGGCCCUGUUGGAGCAGGGCGUCAUUCAGCCCAAUCCGCAAACGAUUGUCGAGGGCAAGACCAUGUUGGAGCGCGCCCAGAAGGCGCUGGAGUUGCUCACACGUCGGGCUGUAUCGGGGGAGAAGCUUGUGUGGAGGGUCGCCGAUGAUCUUUGA